UUCCGUCCCUCAGCCGUCCCCACCCCCACCCCUCACCUUCCCUCCCUCCAGCUAAGGGUUUCUGGCCAGCCGCGCGUCGAGCGGGAGUUGAGGAGGCAUGCAACCUUCUUUCUUCACAUCCAGGGAGAGAGAGAGAGAGGUACAGAUGUUAACAAGCAGCUGCCAGUCUUUGCACACUGCCUUCUCAUGAGGAAGUGAAUGCAGGCCUAAGGAGACUCUUUUCCUUGGAUUAGAAAAUAUCAGCCGCUGUCAUUCCUGAGAAUACACAGUUUUGUUCAGAAAACUGCUUGAAGAGUUGUCAAAUGACAUCAAUGGCCAGUCUGUUCUCUUUUACUAGCCCAGCUGUAAAGCGUCUGUUGGGCUGGAAACAAGGGGAUGAAGAAGAGAAAUGGGCAGAAAAAGCAGUGGAUGCUUUGGUAAAGAAACUGAAAAAGAAAAAAGGAGCCAUGGAGGAGCUGGAGAAAGCACUGAGCAGCCCUGGACAACCCAGUAAAUGUGUUACUAUUCCGCGUUCAUUAGAUGGGCGACUGCAGGUUUCUCAUCGCAAAGGCCUUCCCCAUGUUAUUUACUGUCGUGUGUGGCGAUGGCCUGACCUGCAGAGCCAUCAUGAACUGAAGCCUCUGGACAUUUGUGAAUUUCCUUUUGGAUCAAAGCAGAAGGAAGUCUGUAUCAAUCCCUAUCAUUACAAAAGGGUGGAGAGCCCAGGCUGCUACGGUGCACCCCACCAGAUUUUUCCUAACUGGGAAAUGCAGUGCAGUGCUUUGACAGUUUUGCCUCCAGUUCUGGUGCCAAGGCAUAGUGAAUUCAACCCACAGCAUAGCCUUUUGGUUCAGUUCAGAAACCUAAGUCACAAUGAGCCGCAUAUGCCACAUAAUGCAACUUUUCCAGACUCGUUCCAGCAACCCAACAACACUCCAUUUCCCAUUUCUCCAAAUAGUCCGUAUCCACCAUCUCCGGGCGGCAGUACUUAUCCAAAUUCCCCAGCUAGCUCUGGACCAUCUAGUCCAUUUCAGCUCCCAGCAGAUACACCACCACCUGCAUAUAUGCCUCCUGAAGAUCAAAUGGGGCAAGAUACUUCACAAUCUAUGGACACAAGCAAUAAUAUGAUCCCACAGAUAAUGCCAAAUAUUUCCAACAGAGAUGUUCACCCUGUGGCCUAUGAGGAACCCAAGCACUGGUGUUCAAUUGUAUAUUACGAAUUAAACAAUAGAGUUGGGGAGGCUUUUCAUGCAUCGUCUACUAGUAUCUUGGUAGAUGGAUUUACAGAUCCUUCUAACAACAAAAACAGAUUCUGUUUAGGGUUACUCUCCAACGUUAAUCGUAACUCAACAAUUGAAAACACCCGGAGACACAUUGGAAAAGGUGUUCAUCUCUACUAUGUUGGUGGGGAAGUCUAUGCCGAAUGCCUAAGUGACAGCAGCAUAUUUGUACAGAGUCGGAAUUGUAAUUACCAUCAUGGAUUUCAUCCUACAACUGUCUGCAAGAUACCAAGUGGCUGUAGCCUGAAAAUUUUUAAUAAUCAGGAAUUUGCUCAGCUUCUAGCUCAGUCAGUCAAUCAUGGCUUUGAGGCAGUAUAUGAGCUUACCAAAAUGUGUACAAUCCGGAUGAGUUUUGUAAAGGGAUGGGGAGCAGAAUAUCACCGUCAAGAUGUUACAAGCACCCCAUGCUGGAUAGAAAUACAUCUUCAUGGGCCAUUGCAGUGGCUGGAUAAAGUACUUACUCAAAUGGGUUCGCCUCUUAAUCCCAUCUCUUCUGUUUCAUAGUGCCAAAGUGUUUCCUCAACAACUAUAAUUUUAGUGACCAUUUUUUUAUUCUGCAAAGGCUUCCAGUGUGGAUACUGUGUAAGACCAUAUCACCUGUUAAUUAUCUUUUAUUGAUGACCCAUUCCAUUGUUUUUAUUACCAUUUUACCUAUCAUUUGAUGUUAAAAGAAACAGUCACAUUUGAGAGGAAAACUGAAAAAUCAAACUUAUUUCUUUUUGCUAGACAUAUUUGAACAUCUUUGACUGCACUGGAAGUAUUUUAACGUGUCUUCUAUGAACACACUUUUGAACUGACACUAGGAAAUGAAUAAGACUCGUUUGCUGAAUAUGCAUUAUUGCUGUUGUACAAUCAGGUUUUAAUGUUCCUGUAUAAUUUUCUGGAUGCUGAUAGUCCAUAAACUAGCUUUAUUACACCUGAACUUGCCUUAGCUUGAACGAUAAUGACAUUAGUACAUACAUGUUGGAAAACACUAGUUAUGAGAAGUGGUAUUAGAUUGUAUCCACUCUGUCAUAGCCAAGAGUAUUUUUAUCUUCAUUCUGAUCUACUAUAACAUUGGAGUGAACCUAACAUAUACAGUACUGUGUGCAUCUGCUCAGGGGUCUCCGAGACUUCAGUGUAACAUAACUCCCAAAUAUGAGUGCAUAGGAUUGCUUCCUUAAUCCUAGUUCUUUUCAGACAUUGACUGAAGGCACCCUCUCAUGUCUAAACUAGUCAGUAUUUUCUCUUGACUUAAUUAAUACUCAUGUUUUGGUGUUAUACUUUUUUUGAAGUAUAGCUCUUUAGACAAUCUAUAUAUAUAUUAAGAGUAAAACACUACAAUUUUGUAUAUAACAUUGAAAGAAAAUGCAUUGUGUUUAACUUUCCAUUUUAUUUUGCACCUCCAUAGCUGGUAUCCUGGAGGCUUCUUCAUUACUGUAUUAGGUUUUACUCUUUUGUACAUCACUUCUGUAACCACAAUGUUAUAAAUAUGUCUUCAAUAAGUAGUGCAAAA
Messenger RNA from Pogona vitticeps (central bearded dragon), 2754 nucleotides. It is a transcript of the gene SMAD5, whose product is annotated as SMAD family member 5. Gene Ontology annotation, biological process: regulation of transcription by RNA polymerase II; BMP signaling pathway; transforming growth factor beta receptor signaling pathway. Lineage: Eukaryota; Metazoa; Chordata; Lepidosauria; Squamata; Agamidae. Gene Ontology annotation, molecular function: I-SMAD binding; RNA polymerase II cis-regulatory region sequence-specific DNA binding; DNA-binding transcription factor activity, RNA polymerase II-specific. The record is from RefSeq and is a predicted model, not a curated record. Gene Ontology annotation, cellular component: heteromeric SMAD protein complex.